Messenger RNA from Camarhynchus parvulus, 2389 nucleotides. It is a transcript of the gene NHLRC1, whose product is annotated as NHL repeat containing E3 ubiquitin protein ligase 1. Lineage: Eukaryota; Metazoa; Chordata; Aves; Passeriformes; Thraupidae. The record is from RefSeq and is a predicted model, not a curated record. Gene Ontology annotation, molecular function: ubiquitin protein ligase activity; protein binding; translation repressor activity. Gene Ontology annotation, biological process: negative regulation of translation; proteasome-mediated ubiquitin-dependent protein catabolic process; protein polyubiquitination. The coding region runs from base 1 to 1410 and encodes 469 amino acids. The transcript is spliced from 2 exons.
AUGCUGCAACACCUGGGCAGGCACAGGAGCCAGGCAGAGAGGAACCUAGUGAAGUUCAGAGAAGCUCUGGCGGGUGCGCGGGCGCAGCGGUGGGUACAGGGACACUCGGCGGGAAGGGCGGCCCGGGCCCUGCUCUGCCCCCGCUGGCCCGCAGGGGGCGCGCGCCCGCCUCGGUCCUCAGCGCCCGCCCCGCUGGGCCCGGGGAUCCGGCCCCGCCGCGGGGGCUCCGAUCGCUCUCCUCAGGCGGGGAUGGCGGCGGAGGACGAGGCGGAGCUGAGCCUGCUGGAGUGCCGGGUGUGCUUCGAGCCGUACGGCCCCGACGGGCAGCGGCGGCCGCUCAACCUGCCCUGCGGGCACGUCCUCUGCCGGGGCUGCGUGGGGGCCCUGGCCGGCGCCGAGCGCCAGAGGCUGGAGUGUCCCUUCUGCCGGCGGCUCUGCGGGCCCGCCGAGACCAGCGAGUGCCGCCCGCUGCUGCAGCUGCUGGAGCUCCUGGGCCCCGCCGGCGGCGGCCUCGCCUCGGCCCUGGGCAGGAGCGGCGGCGGGGCGGCGGCGGCGGCCCCCGCGGGGCUCGGGCUGCGGCUGUGCCUGGGGGGCUGGGGGUCGCUGGUGAACCCCACCGGGGUGGCGGCCUGCCCCGGCUCCGGCCGCCUGGCAGUGGCACACGACGGCAAAAAGAGGAUCCACGUCUUCGGGCCGAGCGGGUUCUGCCUGCGGCGGUUCGGGGAGCGGGGGGACGCGAGCAACGACAUCAAGUAUGCGCUCGAUGUGACGGUCACGUCGGACGGACACGUGGUGGUCACCGACGGCGGGGACUGCUCCGUGAAGGCCUUCGAUUCUGAGGGAAGGGGAGUCCUGGCCGUCCGGGAAGGCUUCUGUUUGCCAUGGGGCUUGGAUGCCACCGCCAAGAGCGAAGUGAUCCUGACCGACUCGGAGGCUGGCGCGCUGUACCGCUUGGCGGCCGACUUCCAAAGGGGGGAAUUAAAGAAGUGUCAGAUGAUCCGGUCCCGUCUUGUCAGCCCCAGAGCUGUUGCUGUCUGCCGGAGCUCGGGUGCUGUCGUGGUAGUAGAGCACCUGAAAGCUCGAGGAGCGAGCAAGGGCAGCACCCGAGUGACGAUAUUCAGUGCGGAGAUGGAUCUCAUCGGCCAGAUGGACAGCUUCGGUCUGAACCUCGUUUUCCCCUCCAGAAUAUAUGCUACGGCUGUGGCCUUUGACAGAGAAGGUCGUGUUAUAGUGACGGAUGUUUGUAGCCAGGCUGUCAUAUGCUUAGGGAAACCUGAGGAAUUUCCCAGCUUUAACCCUCUGAUUAGCCACGGGCUUUCUUACCCGGUCGGACUGACUUACACAGCAAACAAUUCCCUCGUCGUUUUAGACAGCGGUGAUCAUUCAGUGAAAGUAUAUAGCUCUGCCUGAGUGGGCUUAGAUGCUUCCUGCUGCAGGCUCAAGCUGCUUCUGGCCGUAAAGCAUGCGGGGUUCUGGAGUUUGUAAGAGUGGAGGGAGGAGGCGGUUGUGGGGCUUUGAGUGUAAAAUCACCCUCCGACCAACACGCCGUGCUUCCUGCAAAACUUGUAUCAUGUCUCUUGCCUACCUGUGGGAGAGAACCUGGCUGUUGCUGCCUGUAGCCAACAACAAAUCAACCAAACAAAUCACUUAGCAUUUUAAAACUAUUCCAUGCCUUGACAACCAAGUGGUUUUGGUUCUUUUUGACACAUAAUGAAAGACCAGCACGUGUGAAAGUAAUGCAUCAUUUAUUUACAUUUCCCAGCACAUAGUUACCUCUAUGCUUAAUUAAGUAUAGAUACACUCCUGAAAGAACUGUUUCCAGGAAUUGUGCACAAGGAAGGAGAUUGCCUUGACAGAAUGAUAGGAGAAUUGGAAGUCUCCAUUCAAGGUUGCAUAAAUCCAGCUAAAAUCAUUGUGAUGGAGGAGCUACCACUGAUGAGUGAGUUAUGAGAAGUGAAAUGUUCAAAGGCCAUUUUUUCCAGGAAAAUGCAUUUCUGGGGGCACUCUUUUCUCUGCUAGUUUAUUCCUGCAUUUAUUAAGGUUCUACUGGAGCACUUUGUCUUCCUCUAAAAUGCCCAAGUCUGUGUCUUUACCUGGAGAUAAUCUGAUGUGUGGUUACACAGCGUGGGCUGCUUUGCCUAAAAGCCUCUUGAAAUAGUCACGUUUAGACCACAACUACUCCUGCAUAUGUAAGUUUGAGUUGGCUCUGCUGCUAGCACAGCUACAUGUAGGAGGUUUUCAGCACUACCUGCCCCUGUUUUGCCAUUAAUAUGGUGCUUUUGCACUCCCAAACCCCAGGAUUCAACUGCAAAUUGAAAUGUUAGUGAGAGGUAAACCUCUUUUUUUUUUUUUUUUAAGCUUCCAAAUGAGAUUUUGUUGAUUGUGAACA